AAUAAACUAAAUUUUUUACAUUAUGUCAAAAAUUAUUGUAGCCGUUAGUUUGAUGAUGAUGAUGAUUUCAAUGGUGGCAAUGGUACGGACUGAUGAUGAUACUAAAAUUAAUUCAGACUGUAAGUGCAAUUUUUUUGACGGUCUAUUUUGCGGUCACCGAAACUUGAUUACCGACACCAAAAUGUCUAGACUAUUAGGCGAUUGUCAACCGGAAGCCGUUUACUUUUGUCCCGGCGGUGAAGGAGUGGCCGAACUAAAGGCCAAGUGCCCGGGCAAGUGCAUACAAGAUGAUAAAACAGGCAUGGAUCAUUGUGCAUUUGUCUAAUUAAAAAUACCAACAACAACCACUUUAAAAUUAUCAAAAUUAAAAAUAACAAAAAAUUAGCAUGCUAAAUUUAAUUAUUAUAUAUUUAACAAAAUUAUAAAUUGUUU
Oppia nitens is the source of this 432-nucleotide messenger RNA. RefSeq lists its product as uncharacterized. The record is from RefSeq and is a predicted model, not a curated record. Bases 23 to 325 code for a protein of 100 amino acids. Lineage: Eukaryota; Metazoa; Arthropoda; Arachnida; Sarcoptiformes; Oppiidae. The transcript is spliced from 2 exons.